GCCACUCCUGCGUGUUCCGGGUGGAAACCGGCGCUGGCGGUCUGGCGUUCCGCAGGCGGAAGGGAAGGGGGAGGUGGCAAGGCAGUGCGCCGGCUGCUCCUCCCCAUCCCCCGCCUCGGCCCUGGAGGGGCUGGAUGGGCAAGUUGGGCGCAAUGGCUCGAGCCACGGAGGCGGCGGCGGCGGCCGGAGGCGGCGGCGCCUCCUCCUCCUCGCCCCGGCGCCGGCGGUGAUCGGAGCGAGCGGCCGCGGCCCCCGAUGAGACUGCUGGCGAGCUGGCUGUGCCUGAGCCUGGCGUCCGUGUGGCUGGCGCGGAGGAUGUGGACGCUGCGGAGCCCGCUCACCCGCUCCCUGUACGUGAACAUGACGAGCGGCCCCGGCGGGCCGGUGGCGGCCGCGGGCGGCAGGAAGGAGAACCACCAGUGGUAUGUGUGCAACAGAGAGAAAUUGUGCGAAUCACUACAGGCUGUCUUUGUUCAGAGUUACCUUGAUCAAGGAACACAGAUCUUCUUAAACAACAGCAUUGAGAAAUCGGGCUGGCUAUUUAUCCAAUUAUAUCAUUCUUUUGUGUCAUCUGUUUUUAGCCUGUUUAUGUCUAGAACAUCUAUCAAUGGGUUGUUAGGAAGAGGCUCAAUGUUUGUGUUUUCACCAGAUCAAUUUCAGAGACUGCUUAAAAUUAAUCCGGACUGGAAAACCCAUAGACUUCUUGAUUUAGGUGCUGGAGAUGGCGAAGUCACAAAAAUCAUGAGCCCUCAUUUUGAAGAAAUCUAUGCCACUGAGCUUUCUGAAACUAUGAUAUGGCAGCUUCAGAAAAAGAAAUACAGAGUACUCGGUAUAAAUGAAUGGCAGAAUACAGGGUUCCAAUAUGAUGUCAUCAGCUGCUUGAAUCUGCUGGACCGCUGUGAUCAGCCCCUGACUUUGUUAAAAGAUAUCAGAAGUGUUUUGGAGCCAACUAGAGGCAGGGUCAUCCUUGCCUUGGUUCUACCCUUCCAUCCCUAUGUAGAAAACGGUGGCAAGUGGGAGAAACCAUCAGAAAUUUUGGAAAUCAAAGGACAGAACUGGGAAGAACAAGUGAAUAGUCUGUCUGAAGUUUUCAGAAAAGCUGGUUUUGUCAUUGAAGCUUUCACCAGACUGCCAUACCUGUGUGAAGGCGACAUGUAUAAUGACUACUAUGUUCUGGAUGACGCUGUCUUUGUUCUCAAACCAGUAUAAAUAUUGGAGGUCGAAGUCUUCAGAGUUCGUACCCUCCAGGAUGCACCUUCCAGAAGAGGGUCUGUGUUAACAAUUAUGUGAAGGGAGGGCCUUUGGGGACUGUCAUUCUAAAUAUCAUGUAGGAAUUUUAAAAGCCAAAAUACUAAUUAUUUCUUUGUAGUGUCUAAAAGGAAUGUUUUUAAAAAACAAAACCCAACUCUUUGCGGAUUUUUACCAACUCUUUACUCAAGAGUCACACUCCAAUGCAGGUCACACUUCAAUUAUGAUGGAAGAUAUUUUUUAUACUUAAUUGCAGUAGGGACUCAUUCCCAGAAAAAGCAAUAGUCAUGACUUCAUGGAACCAGUAAAUGGAUUGUUUUUACUAAAAUGAAGACUGGCAAUAAAGCUGUCCAUUCAGUUGCAAAUAUUGGUUACAAGGUAUAGCCACUGAUACUCUUUCAUGUUUAGAAAUUCUUUCUGUUAUUAUGCAAGAAAAUGUUUUUAAUCAUGCUAAUAAAAUUUUUUGGAGAUGA
Nycticebus coucang (slow loris) is the source of this 1721-nucleotide messenger RNA. RefSeq names its product methyltransferase like 9 (gene METTL9). The record is from RefSeq and is a predicted model, not a curated record. NCBI's taxonomy places the organism in Eukaryota, Metazoa, Chordata, Mammalia, Primates, Lorisidae. Bases 256 to 1209 code for a protein of 317 amino acids. The transcript is spliced from 5 exons. Gene Ontology annotation, molecular function: protein-L-histidine N-pros-methyltransferase activity.